AUCUCUUCCAUUUUCUGUUGCUUUCUUCACUCUCCAAAUUCACACUCUCCGCUAGAUACACACAGUUAGAUGUCCAAUGACGUGGAAAAUGGGCAAAAAAGUUCAGUCCUCCCUUCUGCUGUCAUCGAACCUGAAUCAACAUCAAAAUGGCAUAGUGCUUUUCUUCAGCAAGUUUCCGUAUACGGUAUAGCUGCCGGCUACUGCUUAUCAGCCUCACUACUCUCCAUCAUCAAUAAAUGGGCUGUCAUGAAAUUCCCUUACCCCGGAGCCUUGACUGCUUUACAAUAUUUCACGAGUGCAGCUGGAGUCCUCCUUUUCGGAUCCCUCAAGCUUCUAGAACAUGACCGUUUAGAUCUGAUGACAAUGUGGCGUUUCCUUCCGGCAGCAAUUAUAUUCUAUCUCUCCCUCUUCACAAAUAGCGAGCUCCUCCUCCAUGCAAACGUCGACACCUUUAUCGUCUUCCGAUCAGCCGUCCCAAUUUUCGUUGCCAUAGGAGAAACACUCUACCUCCACCAACCGUGGCCUUCACUGAAGACGUGGCUUUCACUUGCAACGAUAUUUGGUGGUAGCGUGCUCUAUGUCAUUACCGAUUACCAGUUUACGUUCAUGGCAUAUAGUUGGGCCGUGGCCUACUUAAUAAGCAUGUCGAUAGAUUUCGUUUACAUAAAGCAUGUGGUAAUGACGAUCGAGUUGAACACUUGGGGUCUCGUGCUGUACAAUAAUCUUGAAGCUCUACUACUUUUUCCGUUAGAGCUAUUGAUAAUGGGAGAGCUGAAGAAGAUCAAACACGAAAUGCAAGAUGAGUCGGAUUGGUAUUCCUUUGGGGUAAUUUUGCCCGUGGGGUUAUCUUGCUUGUUCGGUUUAGCGAUUUCUUUCUUUGGAUUCUCUUGUCGUAGGGCUAUAUCUGCUACUGGUUUCACCGUGCUCGGCAUAGUGAACAAGCUGUUAACGGUGGUAAUCAAUUUGAUGAUUUGGGAUAAACACUCGACGUUUAUUGGGACAAUCGGGCUUUUGAUUUGUAUGUUUGGUGGGGUCAUGUACCAGCAAUCCACUAGCAAGAAGCCAAAGCCUGCCAACAUCAAAGAAGUAGAGGCAAAAGAAAACCAAGAUGAGGAGCAACAAAAACUGCUUGAACUGCAAAAUUUCACCGAAAGCAGCGAAAAUGACAAGCAAGUUACAAGCUCAGAGGAGCAAAAUAAGGGUAUGUUUUAAAAAGUAUUGUUUUAUACAUUCAUUGCAUCGGUGUAUACUGGAUAGUUGUUUCUUCAGUUAAAAUGUCAUAGAAGGUAGAAGAUCCAUUCUUUAUCCAAUCCAUGAAUGCCACGUGUCUUUUGGAAGAUAACAUAUUGCUUAUGCCUAUAAAGAUUUAGCAAAUGCCAAGCAUAUAUGAAUGUUGUAUCAUUUGAAUAGGGGCAGUGCUGUUUUUCUUGUAUUAUUCAACACUAUUUCUGGGAUUCAAAUAAUGGUACAGUAAUGGGCUUUAUAUGCAUAUUCUUACAUGCUUCCAUA
Messenger RNA from Cynara cardunculus var. scolymus (artichoke), 1509 nucleotides. RefSeq names its product GDP-mannose transporter GONST3. The transcript has 2 exons. The coding region runs from base 70 to 1212 and encodes 380 amino acids. Gene Ontology annotation, molecular function: GDP-fucose transmembrane transporter activity; antiporter activity. The record is from RefSeq and is a predicted model, not a curated record. NCBI's taxonomy places the organism in Eukaryota, Viridiplantae, Streptophyta, Magnoliopsida, Asterales, Asteraceae. Gene Ontology annotation, cellular component: Golgi apparatus.